AUGAGAGACUUUGGGAGGAGAACGGUCAAAGUUCCAGAUUCAGAGUCAAUGAACAGCCAAAGUCUUAAGAUGAAGGACCCAUGCAGCACCUGCUCUUACAACCAACUCUAUCAAAAUCUGAAGCAAUUUUCCAAAAACGGAGACUACUUCUUCAAAGAACUCAUUACAGUUUUUCAGCAAAGAGCUGAGCUGGAACUCUCGUACUCCAAAGGCCUGCAAAAACUGGCGGGCAGAAUGAUCAGAGCCUGUCAGGGAAUGUCGAGAAACUCCACCUACAGGGCCUGGUGUCAUGUGUCGGACGAGAUGUACUCGAGAGCGGACGCCCACAGAUCGUUAGGAAAUGCGUUUAACCAGGAGGCCGUUCUAGAAAUACGACAAGUCUUAGAUGAGCACAACAGGAGGAAGAGGCCACUUGACAGUGCCAUUGAAAGAAAUGGAAAACGCUUCAGUGCUAACUGGAAUGAGCAACUUAAGCUAAAAAAGAAGCUGUCCGGGCUAACAAGAGAACACGAGGCCCUGCUCAACUAUGUUGAAAACAACAAGCACAUCAGCACUGAAAAGGAAAAGCAAAAGAUGUUUAACAGAUUGACCAAGUCAGCAGAGCAGCAGGCACGGGUGGACGAGGAGUACUUCAGCAUCAACAUGGAGGGUCAUCAGAUGAGACUCAAGUGCGAAAACACAUUGAAAAACUGCUAUCAGAUCGUGCAGGAGCUGGAGAAACAGCGACUUGAAGUUCUGUGUAAUAUUUUGAGCAGAUAUAACCUCCACAUGUCCAGCUCUGGACAAGCUCUUAACCACGGUCAAAAACAGAUCGAGCAGGCAGUCCAAAGGGUGGAUAUGGAAAAAGACAUACAAACCCUGGUAGAUGAAAACAGUGCUGCAGCUGAAGAUAACACAGUGGAGUUUUUGAUGACUGAUUAUUUUGAAGAAGACAGCAAAUCACUGAUGAGCAGAGACAGAAGAAGAGACGCGAUCAUGCUUAAACUCAAGCGUCUUCAGGACAGCAUUGCAAAAACUAAAAAAGAUCGUGAAGGAAUAGAAAAACUGAUGAAAACCUACACUGAAAAUCCAUCUUUUUCAAACCAGAAGAACCUGGAGGACACUGAAGAGCUACAUGACGAGUGCACUCUAAAGCUGGAUCUUCUUGAGGCCACUCGGUUCAAACUCUCCUUGUCGCUGUCUGAAUGUGAAGGGAAACUCAAACCAUUUCAACAAUUCAGUGGAAGUAUUUUUAAAUUGAAAGAUAAGGACUGUGAGCACAGCGUUGUUCAAGUGACUCGUCCAGUAAAACUGCGGAGGACACCAUUCAGAUCCCGACAGUCACUGAGAGCGUCCAUCAUCUAUAAAGGCCCGGUUCAAGUUCUGACACAACCAUCCGUGGAGCCCAAACCAACAGAUACUGACCCCACCACUUCAACAACUGCAUCUGAUGAAAAGCUGGAGAGCAGCAGCGACGAAGCUCUGUCUGACACAGACAAGGGACCAGACAAAACAGCGGAACUGGACAGUGUAGGGAAAUGCAAGGCCCUGUACAAUUUCACACCUGAACACGAAGAUGAACUGGCUUUGAAAGAAGGUGAUCUUCUGGACAUUUGUACCAAAGGAGAGAAUGGUUGGUGGUUAGGAAAGCUUAAUGGUCAGAAGGGUCAUUUCCCGUCAACCUAUGUUGAAGAGCUACCAGUGCCGGGUCAGAUGAGGUCAGCGGAUGUCUGAAUAACCAGACUGAUGAAGAGC
Molecule: messenger RNA, 1734 nt
Organism: Nematolebias whitei (Rio pearlfish)
Lineage: Eukaryota; Metazoa; Chordata; Actinopteri; Cyprinodontiformes; Rivulidae
Gene: nostrin
Product: nitric oxide synthase trafficking
Exons: 16
Coding region: 1-1713 (570 amino acids)
Biological process (GO): signal transduction
Cellular component (GO): plasma membrane; cytoplasm
Molecular function (GO): protein binding
Source: RefSeq, a predicted model, not a curated record